Molecule: messenger RNA, 886 nt
Organism: Stegostoma tigrinum
Lineage: Eukaryota; Metazoa; Chordata; Chondrichthyes; Orectolobiformes; Stegostomatidae
Gene: tmem263
Product: transmembrane protein 263
Exons: 4
Coding region: 9-455 (148 amino acids)
Source: RefSeq, a predicted model, not a curated record
CCCAGAGCAUGGAGCUGCCCCGUGAUCUUCCGACCGGCUCCUACAACAUCGGUGAAAGGAGGGAGGAUGUCCUGCAGAGACGUCGCAAAUAUAUUGAGAAGCCAAUGGAACAAGCAAGUGGUGAUCAGAAGGACAUCCCCUCGUACCUAAGGGAGCUUCCAACUGAAGAUGUUGAGAAGGACCACCCGGAGUGUCAGAGCAGUCUGCUGUCGCGGGUGGCCGGUGGCGUUCUCGGAGCGACCAAGGGGGCUGUCGGGGCCACGGUGGGCGGAGUGGCCUGGCUGGGCAUCAAGGGCUACACGGUGACCAGGACAACCGUCACCGCGGUGCCAACACUGGGCAUCGGGCUGCUCAGAGGAGGGGCAUCCAGCCUGGCCGGGGGGGUGUCUGCCGUGGGAUCCGCCGUUAAGAACAAAGUCCCUUUCCCCCACAAAAGAAAAGACAAAUGGGAUUGAAAGUGGUGCGUGAGGGAACCCCCUCGUUUCAGGGGCUCAAGUCAUUUGGUGGACCAACCAGGCAAAGUGGGGACAGCAACUUUUGUUCCUGAGAGCGCUCUCCCACCAGCCAGGAAAAGGACGGCUCCGUUUCCUGGCAUUCAUUAAUCAUGCCCACUUGCGAUUUGUGUGUGUUUUUUGUGUGUGUGUGGAAAAGAACUUGUGACAAAUGCCCACUCUCGGUUUCACGUUAUUGGCGAUAAGAAAUGCAAUCAGGAACAUAAACUUUGCCAAUCCAGUCGUUGGAUGUUCUGUUGAAAGCUGGACACGUCUCGGGGCAACCUAGUGUUCUGCCAAAAGGGUAGCUAUUCCAAGCAAAAAGGUAAUCCAUAAGGGAACAGAAAAACAAAUGGAAAUUGGGUGAAUUUACACACCGGAGAUUCAUAUUGCAA